CAGGUUUGGUCCGACCGGACCCCAACACAGUCUGAAGUGUCAGAUAGUCUUGUUAACACGUGAGAUAUUCAGUGUAUGGAAGAGAGUGAAAGAAAGGGAAACCGGGAGACAGAGGGCUGCUAAAUAACACGGAAGAUAAGUUUUGAGAGGGAGAGAGAGAGGGAGAGAGAGAGAGAGGGAGCUGGACUUGGAGGAAACUGCGGAGGACCUAAUGAGGGAAUGCCGAAAAGGAGAGCAGACAUACGGCCAGAGCACCAGACAUGAGUCCGAGAUAUCUGUUGUUGCAGGUGGCGGACUGAAGACGAUGCUGGAUGCCAUGGACGUUCCAAGUCAUGCUAGGGAUCUCCUCCUGCAGCUCAACAGCCAACGAACCAAAGGCUUCCUGUGUGAUGUUAUCAUCGUGGUGCAGAACGCCCUCUUCAGAGCUCACAAGAACAUUCUGGCUGCCAGCAGCCUCUACUUGAAAUCGUUGGUGGUCCAUGACAAUCUCAUCAACCUCGACCACGAGAUGGUGAGUCCAGGGGUCUUCAGGGUCAUUCUGGACUACAUCUACACAGGCCGCCUUAGUGAGGGAGACCCCACUUGCCCCACUGAACCCAAUCUAGGGGCCGUCUUGGCGGCAGCCAGCUACCUUCAGCUGCUCGACUUAGUGGCGCUGUGCAAAAAGAAGCUGAAAAGAAAUGGCAAGUACCCUCCCCGCCCAGGUCCUGCAUUUCUGCCCUACCCAAAGAUGGGGCCCAAUAAUAUGGGUUUAGGGAGUGGUGGCAGGUAUAGGAUUUCGACUCCUGUCAUUCAGUCUUGCCCUCCAGGAGGAAUUUUAAAUAACAAUGCCACCCGAGCAUCACCACUAGAGGAGCUAGUUCCCCAUAGACUAGCCGUUCACGCUGCGGAACUGUAUGCUCCCACCUCCAUCCAGGGCUCUCAGGUGUUCCCGGUCCUCCAGUCAGCUCUGCCUGCCCAUAUUGGGCGCUCAGCCCACCCUGAGAGGAACUGCUCCCCCAGCUAUGGCCUUGAUCUCUCCAAGAAAAGCCCCAACUCCCAGUCUCAGCACACACCCUCUCAGUCCCAUCUGGCGAACGCUCACAACGAUGAGGAGCGAGACGGGUCUCUGAGCGGACGCACUAGUCCCACGCAGGGGACGAACGGAAGGGCCUUCCCCUCCGAAAAAAUGGAGUCGACUGACCAGGCAAGCUCCCUCACUCCUCCACCAUUCCUCCAUCACAACCAGCCUCUUGGCCCGCACCUCCCCCACCUGCACCGCUCAGGCUCCCAGGGACGAGAUCGCUACCUGUGCCCCCCCAGCCCUGACACCCCCACAGAGGGUGGAGAGGCAGGCAGAGACAUGGGAAACAUCUACCGCUGGGUGAAACACGAGCCACUGUCGUACACAGCUGAAGACGAAGAUGAGGAGGAGGACGAGGAAGAAGCGGGGGAAAACGGAGAACAGCAUCAUAACCACCACAAGGCCGGGGAGGAGAGCGAAGGAGCCGACGACAAGAGCGGGUCGGGCACAGAGGAGACGGGCAGCAGUGAAGGCCGCCCGUCCCCUUCUGGACCAAUGGGGAGGUUCCACAUGCCGUAUGAGCCGGAGAGCUUCGGGGACAAUCUGUAUGUCUGCAUUCCCUGCGACAAAGGCUUUCCGAGCUCAGAGCAGCUCAACGCACACGUGGAGACACACACGGAAGAACAGCUGGACGGCAACUCCGGUGGGGAGAUGGGAAACGGCAAUAACGGCAGCACCAAAAACAUGAGCAGUAAUACAAACGGUUACGGGAGUCUGAACAGCUGCAACAGUUUGAACAGUCUGUCCCACCUGGAGACCAAGUCCAGCCAGGGGCUGGGCUCGGGGGGCAUCGGGGAGAUGAUCCGACCCUACCGCUGUUCCUCCUGUGAGAAGUCCUACAAAGAUCCAGCCACUUUGCGCCAGCAUGAGAAGACCCACUGGCUGACCCGGCCUUACCCCUGCAGCAUCUGUGGCAAGAAGUUCACGCAGCGCGGCACCAUGACGCGCCACAUGCGUAGCCACCUGGGCCUUAAACCUUUUGCCUGCGACUCCUGUGGCAUGCGCUUCACCCGCCAGUAUCGCCUAACCGAGCACAUGCGCAUCCACUCAGGGGAGAAGCCCUACGAAUGUCAGGUGUGCGGAGGGAAGUUCGCUCAGCAGCGCAACCUCAUCAGCCACAUGAAGAUGCACAGCAGUGGCGGGAGUGCAGGGGGCCUGACCGCGGAUGGGAAACUGAAGCUGGACUUUGCCGAGGGCAUCUACCCUCUGAGUAAAUAUGCGGCAGAGCAUCUGGGGCUGAAGCAGGAGAAGGCCAAUGAGCUUCUCAUCCAAGCCCAGCAGCAACUGGUAGCUGAUGCGAAGGUCAUGGAAAGCCUCUACCCGCUGUCCAAACUGGCCUCAGAGCACCUGGGCCUCGCCCACGACAAGAUGGAUGUCCUGGGCCAACCCCUCCCCCCUCCUCCACAGGCCCUCUCUGAAGCCCGCACCAUUGACCGCUACUCACCCAGCUAAGACCACAUGACCUGUAUAAAUGGCAGUCACCAAUCGAUCUGUGCACACAUAACUUGCAGUAUUCUAAAGCCAUUCACCUCAACAUAAUAUCUCCUCUGCGCCUCAGACUCAGGCCAGGAGGAAUUGGCCUGCUCAUGCACACCAAAAAAGGUGUAGACUCUAAAGUGCCUUUAUAUGCAUCUAAUGUAUCUUAAAGUCCUCCUUCAUAAAGGAGCUCUGUGCUAUUCCGUGACCAAGAGACACUCACUCAAAGAAGUCCUGUAUUUAUGUACAGUGUAUGCAAACAAACUUAAAAAAAAGAAAGAAAAUUACAGCCAUUGAGCCAAAGUGACAAAUUGAAAACCAAAAUGAAAUUGUUUUAUUUAUUUUUGUAUUUUGGUGAAAUCCAAAGAGAAACUGUUGCAAGGAAAUGUUGCAAUCUGACCCUAAACCUGUGUACUAUUAAGUAUCAUCAGUGUACAAGUAAAUGAAAAAGCACAUAAGGACAAGAUUCAGGGUUUGAGUCCAGACCUGAGCGGAACUUUUACCAAAUGAAUAAGCCAACUCUUCUGGACUUUAAAGUAAUGGGAGGAUAUUUUUCUUCUUUUUUUUCCCCUUCUUCUUUUUUCUUUGGGGUACUGGAUCAUGUAUGUAUCCCAGCUUCUCCAAAUCCUGCUCCUGCUUCCCAAGUUGCAAAGGGAAUCGGUAAAGUCUCCUCUGUUUUAUUUUCUCCACUACUUUUUUUUUUUUUUUUAAAGUAACCCACUACCCCACAUAUUUGUGCGGAUAAAUACUCAUGCUAUGUGACAGUAAUGGUAGCUUAAUCAGCCUUACACGCAGCGUGUAACCCUUCUUGACCUAAAACUUUCAUUCUGACUAUCAUCCCUUUAGCUUACAGUUGUUAUUGAGAUGCAAUAAGCAAAGCCCUGUGAUCUCAUAACUGGACACGAUUGCACAUACCCAACUGAUGACACACUAAUCCCUGUUCACGAGGAGCGUAGCUUCAUCUCGCUGCGUAGACGAAGCGUGGGUGUUGCCUCUGACAUCGUGUAAUAUUUACAAUUAUGGAUGCGGCCGAGCAGAGAGGCAGGGACGAGGUCAGAACGGAUGGCACAGAAAUCUGUCAUUUACUUUCAACAGCAAUUACUCUAUUCACAGCAGCCUGAUGAUUCAUCGUGUAGCGACGGUAGUCGGAUGCCGCAGCUCCGCUGUCCCACCUCUCAUUUGUCCUCCCUCCCCUGUAGUCUGUUGUCUGGGAGCCCUGCUACUGUUGACAGGCCAAAGUGAGUGCUGUACUCAGCCCUUUGCCUUAAAAGCGCUUCACUCCACUCCACUCGCCCCCACACACAUACACACUCCCUCCCCCUCCGCAGACACAUAGCGAGCUGCUAAUCUGUCCGCGAUAUGAACAUAAGAAGGGGUUUGUGGGUCGUCCCAGGAAGCCACCGGGGGCGAACAGCGCACCCCAGCUGCCGUGCCUCAGUAAUCCCUGUGAAAUCUCACUUUCUCCCGGACAAUUCCCACCGCUCGCCGGCAUGAUGUCCCAUUUCAUGCCUGCCAUCUUACCCCUCUGAUCCACUUAUUAACAUUGUAUCCGAAACCGAGCGAACGUCUCCCUGCCCAGCCUCCCUUUCCCGCUUGUAUCAAACGUGAAAACAAAGAAUGACAUAUUUCUGUGUUGGCUGACCAGCAGUUCCUCCAGCUUGAAAACAAAAGAGCACUUAAAAAGGUUGCGGGUUGACGGCACAUUUUUGUCUUUCAAAUGUUUAUUCCAAAGAACGUGCUGGCCUUUGGUUUUCUUUAACCACUUUUACUGGUCCUUGAUUCAGAUUAGGAAUGUCUGACCACUAUAGUGCCAAUGCCAACCUCAGUGGGUGAAUGUGAAGCCUAAAGCCAUAAAUACACUGUGAUAGAGGUAGUGAAUCCUAAAGGCUUAAAAAAAACAGAGACAAUGUGCCUGACUUUUGGGAUUGUUAUUCUUUAAAUGUAACAAUAAUUUAAGGGCUUCUUCUCUGUAGCAUAUGAUCAUAUCAAACAUGUUGUUUUCUGUCACUUUUUUUUAUUUGAACUGAAAGCUACGCACGAGAAACUGGUGCUUACCUCAGGACUGAACCCAGCAUGGGGACGCUAAGCUUUACUAAACCUUCCAAUUACAAUGUCAACACACACACUUACACAGACACCCAUGCACACACUCACACACACUUUUUUUAUUUUCUUAUCAACAGGGCUCAGUGUUCCUGUGUUAAACCUGUGGUUCUUUUUUCUGUGUUUAUACAUUUCUUGUUUUAUGGUGAAGAGAUAACAUGUGAUAUUAACAUUUUCUUUGUUUUUAUUUUGUACUAUGCGGUAUACAUUUUCUAUUGUGCUGUCCUCAAAGAGGCUUGUGCUGGUAUGACCAAUUCCAAUUGUUAUAACAUAAGGCAAAGUCAUUUUGGUCGCAUCUUAACUGGCUGUUUGUGAAUUUCUGAACCACACUUUAGCGAGCAUGAUGGAUUUGAUCUUUGGUUUCAACCACACAGAAUAUUCUCAGUAUUUCCCUAAACAGGGGAACAUUGGCUUUACAGGGCAAGUAUGAAAAGUAGCCUCAUAUUUCUCCAGAGGUUAGUGAACUUUCAAUGACGAGAGCCAGACUGAGGCCGUAUUACAUGCACACAAACACACAGGAAGCCAGCUUGUUUUGGAUGAUGCUCUUUUGGGACUCUUUUGUCAAGCUGUGUAACAAAAAAAAAAGAAAAAGAAAUGAUAGGCUAAAUGAAACCUUAUUUACAAGCAAGUGCAUACGUGUUCAAAAUAUACAGCAGGCGGAUGUCAGUCGUGGGACUUUCAGUCCCCUCGCUCUUUCUCAUUCACUCGUUUAAAUGAAAAUCUGUCUCCUCCUUUUCCCUGCCUUACACCAUUAAAAUAACACACAGUGUUUCCACUGUCACUCCAAAUCUGUGCAGGAGGGAAGAGCAAGAUAAUGGCUGAACAUUUCUGUAGGAUGUGCACAGUUUAAAAUGUGCUUGAUUGCAUUAAUGUGUAUGACAGACAGAGGGGGGAGGAGGGUUGGGUAUCUAUAGAAAAGGGAAGCGUUUGCUUGUCUGUUUGUACGUCCCUGUGCCAUUAAGGGCCGUUAAUGCAUGUCCUGGGAAUAGGGUUGGUGUGAAGGAGAAGAGCUGAGGAGCUGAGGAGCAGGAAGUGAACUUUUUGGCUGGUGCGUUGUGUUGAGCAGGAUGUGCCGUGUGCUUCUGCUCAGAGGCAGAUAGAGAGACGGAGAAUGGGGAGGGAGAGGAGCAGGGAGAGCGCAGCAGGGUGGACGCGAGCCAUUGUCUCAGUAUGAAAGCCUGUUCGUACUUCUAAAACUCUCCAUUCAGAAAACAAGUUGACUGUAUCUUCUCUUUUCCUUCCCCUUUUUUUUUUGCUCUUUGGGAAUAGACCUCUGCUCAGUAUCACGGUGACGCGACAUUGUGGGCUUUCCAAGGGCUGCACGGCGAGGAAGCCAUUCGGACAUUUUGUUACAAUUUGGGGAUGUUUUUUUCUUUUUUUUUUUUUUUUUUUUUAUUGGGGCAGCGCUGAUCAAUAUGAAGGGCCUAGAAACUGUAAUGUAAUUCAUAAUUUAGAAAAUGGCAGUAUUUUUAUUGCUCUGUGGUUGAUUCAAUUAGUAAAAUUACGAGAGUCUUGUUUCAAUUUGCUGGUGUAGCCACUUGCCCCAUGGGGGUUUUAUGCCAUAAUGCCUUUGUUAACGUUAUUUAUAGGACACACCCGCCCAGAAAACCUCUCAUUGCCACCAAAGUGGUUUUGAUGAAGAUGUUUAGUAAAGUAAUAAACUCAGGCAUUCGAAACAAUUUAUUAGUUACAUCAAUUGAUAUAAUGAAAAUGAACGAAUGCAAACAUAAAUGAGUGCAGCAAGACAAACCACCAACUAUGAGAUGUGGGUUGAUCAUUUUAUUUUAUUUUUUAGGCCACUUCAUUCCUUUCUAAUGUUCUUAUGGCAACCAUCCCAGGCCCGUAACUUUUGCAACACUAACAGUAUACAAGUAAAAAAUGUCUGGAUGAGUUCCAGUGGCCCCGUGUAGACCAAAAAAGGUUUUAGGUUUAACGUUGAAAAAUGUAAAGCAUGUCUUAAAGCUUUCUACCAGCAGCAGCGGGCCGAGGUCACCUAUGUGACUUUGACAGGCUGUCACAUAGGUCACACCGCUGUUUGACAUUUAUUGGGUUUCCCGAUGUGUGCCAAAAAGACUGAAGCACUUUUUUUUGUAGUUUUGGUCGAGCUAAGCUUCUGACCAACUUUGACUUUGCCUUAAAAAGCCACUAUCUAAGUGGCUAAUCUUGAGAGCACAGCGCAAACAUGCCACUAUUGUCCAGUGUACAUAUUUUAUUUUUUUAUGGGGACUCAUGUUCAAAUGUAAGCUAGAGCCAAAUAAUAUCAAUAAUCAAAGCUUUUUUUUGUUGUUUUUUUUGGCAUCGAAACCAAAAACUGCCCCUUAAGUCAACCAAUACAAACGUGUCUUCAAUAUAACAAACGUCGAUUGAUUCUGCUUGUAUGCGUGCGUGUAUGCCUGGGAGUGUGUAGGUGUUCGGAUGUGUCCGCAUAGUGCACCUGUCCGUCUCCAAGUCCGAACGCCGUUCCCACAGCCUCGCAGGGUGAAGUACAGGAGAGAGAUUCCACACUUUCGAGAGUCUUUAUUACAAGCAGCUGCUUUAGAUUUAUUUCCCCCCGAACUGCACUUUUCUGGAAAGAUCAUUGCAUUGUGAUUUUUUUAUUGCUCUUAUGAUUCUCCCCCC
Molecule: messenger RNA, 7261 nt
Organism: Perca flavescens (yellow perch)
Lineage: Eukaryota; Metazoa; Chordata; Actinopteri; Perciformes; Percidae
Gene: hic1
Product: hypermethylated in cancer 1
Exons: 2
Coding region: 212-2515 (767 amino acids)
Biological process (GO): regulation of transcription by RNA polymerase II
Cellular component (GO): nucleus
Molecular function (GO): DNA-binding transcription factor activity, RNA polymerase II-specific; protein binding
Source: RefSeq, a predicted model, not a curated record